Messenger RNA from Oncorhynchus gorbuscha (pink salmon), 1360 nucleotides. RefSeq names its product beta-synuclein-like. Gene Ontology annotation, molecular function: cuprous ion binding. NCBI's taxonomy places the organism in Eukaryota, Metazoa, Chordata, Actinopteri, Salmoniformes, Salmonidae. Gene Ontology annotation, cellular component: axon terminus; cytoplasm; neuronal cell body. The record is from RefSeq and is a predicted model, not a curated record. Gene Ontology annotation, biological process: synapse organization; chemical synaptic transmission; synaptic vesicle endocytosis. The coding region runs from base 179 to 520 and encodes 113 amino acids. The transcript has 6 exons.
UCAGUCGUUUCCUAUUGGUCGACAGACAGACAAUCCCGAGGAAGGCCCACCUACCUAGAGAUCAGUUACUGACUGUCAGCAGCUCCCGUUCUAGGCUAUAUUUGAAUCAGCUGGGCAAUAGAACCUUGAGGAAACAAGUCAUCUUUGUAAAGAAAAGAGCUCCAGGACCAGGGUCGAGAUGGAUGUGUUCAUGAAAGGGUUGUCCAAAGCUAAAGACGGCAUGGCGAUGGCCGCGGAGAAGACUAAGGAGGGAGCUGCGCUGGCGGCGGAAAAGACCAAGGAAGGCGCCAUGUUUAUCGGCACCAAGGCCAAAGAUGGUGUUGGUUCAGCGAAGGACCUUGCUGGUGGAGCCAUGGGGAAUAUCGCUGCAGCCACUGGCCUGGGGAAGAAGGACGAGUUCCCAUCUGACAUGAACCCUGAGGAGUAUGGGCAGGAGGCCAUGGAAGGAGAGCCACAGGGAGAUCAGCAGGAGGGAGAGACAUAUGACGAGAACCAGCAGGACUACGAACAAGAAGCAUAAAACCCAUCACUGCAAAUCUCCAUCCAACCAGCAGCACAAUUUAUUACAACAAAAAGGACAAAUGCCGAAAGUACCACAAUAAUACAAAUCUAAUCCUGCAAAAAACAAAACAAAAACACAAACACAAACAAGAAUUCCACCUGAGAAAAAAUGUUCUUCCUUCGUCUUGAAGACGAAUCUUUUAUGAUAAUCGAUGCUAUAUUGUAAAUGUCAUGUUACUGCUGUAAUGUGUUGGGUCGUGUAGUUGUUUCUGGAGAUGUAGAAGAGCCCGCUGUCUCGAGUCUCGUUUCCUUGAUUCCCUCCCAAUGGAACGAGACCCCCUGACCGGGCCUAUGGCUUGUGACCAUAGAAAUACAAUCCAUAGAACAGGCCUCCCCAUUCAAGACUGGACUCUAUUUCUAUGCGUGUGACUAUUUCUAUGCGUGUGACUCUUUGUGUGUUUCUGUAUUUAUAAAUGUGAGAUAAUAACAGGUGUGUUUUUCUCAUCUUACAACAACGACGUUGGGAGCGAAAGGAAAUAAUUAAUCCGAUUGCAGAUGUAGAUAUGACUACUACCAAUAAUAUUAUAGAAGUGUGUUCAAUGUCUGUUUUGGAUUUACUUUUGGAGCAAGUUUUUAUUAAUUUAACGUAUUUUUAAGUGAGAGUUUUAUACAUUGUAUCUUUAUAGUUGCUUGUGAAAUCAUUCUGGUGGAACUAUCUGUUAAAAAUGGAUAAACUACGUGUGUGUGUGUGUGUGUGUGUGUGUGUGUGUGUGUGUGUGUGUGUGUGUGUGUGUGUGUGUGUGUGUGUGUGUGUGUGUGUGUGUGUGUGUGUGUGUGUGUGUGUGUGUGUGUGUGUGUG